Messenger RNA from Castor canadensis (American beaver), 417 nucleotides. The record is from RefSeq and is a predicted model, not a curated record. Lineage: Eukaryota; Metazoa; Chordata; Mammalia; Rodentia; Castoridae.
AUGGAUAAGUCUCUGGUACAGUCCCAGAAAGGACCAGAUGGGAAAGUCAUUCCCAAUAACUACUGUGACUUCUGCUUGGGGGGCUCUAACAUGAACAAGAAGAGUGGGCAGCCUGAAGAGCUGGUGUCCUGUGCAGACUGUGGAUGCUCUGGUCACCCAACCUGCCUGCAGUUCACCUUGAACAUGAUCGAAGCCGUCAAGACCUACAAGUGGCAGUGCAUAGAGUGCAAAUCUUGCAUCCUCUGUGGGACCUCGGAGAACGAUGACCAGCUACUCUUCUGUGAUGACUGUGACCGUGGCUAUCACAUGUACUGUUUAAAUCCCCCAGUGGCUGAGCCCCCAGAAGGAAGCUGGAGCUGCCACUUUUGCUGGGAACUGCUCAAAGAGAAAGCCUCAGCCUUUGGCUGCCAGGCCUAG